This is a messenger RNA of Phasianus colchicus (ring-necked pheasant), 3083 nucleotides long. The record is from RefSeq and is a predicted model, not a curated record. NCBI's taxonomy places the organism in Eukaryota, Metazoa, Chordata, Aves, Galliformes, Phasianidae.
GUAGAGCCUUGGGGAGCUGUGGCAUUUGUAAUUUUUCUUUUUCAGCACAUGGAAGGAUAGCACCAUCCUCAAAAUCAAAUUACUUUUAUGUCACAUCUAGAAAAUCACUCUUAACAGCUGCCACCACUGAAAGCAAAAACUCUAAUUUCAUUUUGUCUUCUUUCUACAUCUAAGUAUUUUCUGUGCUUUCUGGCUUUCACUACAUAGUCUGUGAAGCCAGACCUUAGUAAAUGGCAACAGAGGUGACAAGAAACCCGUACAAGACCUCUCAUUAAGUUUCUAAUCCUACUCUCACCCCCCUCCAGCUCCAACUCUGUUUCUCAGUCUGCGCUGCUGUGGGAGAUCCUGCAGACAGAUGGGCUUUCAGAAGCAGGAAUGUUUUUAGAUGGGUCGAUUAAAAAUGAUGAAACUAAUAAUGGCUUGCACAGGCAAAGCUCACAUAUGCUCUUGGCACCUUUCUUCUAGCAGGAAUCAUUAUAAAGAACAAGUAAGGGUUUAGCACGCAGGUGUUUGUGCAUCUCUCCCGUCUCUUGCCCUCCAUAGCCCAAAUUUUGGUCUUAUUGCACAGCUUGUUUUGAACAUAACAAAGGAAACUCUCUCUGAAGGUGGGAUGGAUUACAGUGUCCCUGGUGCUGUUAGUAAUGGCGAAACGGUGCCUGCACAACCCAGCAUGGAGAAGGAGAAAGAGGAGGAGGAUGAGACUCUGGAGCGAGGGCAGUGGAACAACAAACUGGAAUAUGUCCUGUCGGUGGCUGGGGAGAUCAUCGGCCUGGGAAAUGUCUGGCGCUUCCCCUACCUCUGCUACAAGAAUGGUGGAGGUGCCUUUUUCAUCCCCUACCUCAUCUUCCUCUUCACCUGUGGCAUCCCUGUCUUCUUCCUGGAGACGGCACUGGGACAGUACACCAGCCAAGGAGGUGUGACGGCCUGGCGGAGGAUCUGUCCCCUCUUUGAAGGAAUUGGUUAUGCCUCACAGGUCAUCGUUGUGCUCCUGAACUUCUACUACAUCGUUGUCUUGGCCUGGGCCUUGUUCUAUCUCUUCAGUUCAUUCACCAUUGACCUUCCCUGGGGCAGCUGUGAUCACGAAUGGAACACAGGGAACUGCAUGGAGUUCCAGAGGGCGAAUUCAACCCUAAAUGUGACCAGUGAAAAUGCCACCUCCCCAGUCAUCGAGUUCUGGGAGAGGAGAGUGCUGAAGAUUUCUGAUGGCAUCCAGCACCUGGGCAGCCUGCGUUGGGAGCUGGCCCUGUGUUUGCUGCUGGCGUGGAUCAUCUGCUACUUUUGCAUCUGGAAAGGGGUCAAGUCCACAGGAAAGGUGGUGUACUUCACAGCCACGUUCCCGUACCUCAUGCUGGUAGUCCUGCUGAUCCGGGGUGUCUCCCUACCUGGGGCAUCUCAGGGAAUCCUAUUCUACCUUUACCCAGACCUCAGUCGACUCGGGGAUCCUCAGGUCUGGAUGGAUGCAGGCACUCAAAUCUUCUUUUCGUAUGCAAUUUGUCUGGGAUGCCUGACAGCUCUGGGCAGCUAUAACAAAUACCAUAACAACUGCUACAGGGACUGUGUGGCCCUCUGCUUCCUCAACAGCGGCACCAGCUUUGUGGCUGGCUUUGCCAUCUUCUCCAUCCUGGGCUUCAUGGCUGGGGAGCAGGGAGUGCCCAUCGCUGAGGUGGCCGAGUCGGGACCUGGCCUGGCAUUCAUCGCCUACCCUCGGGCUGUGGUCAUGCUGCCCUUCUCCCCACUCUGGGCGUGCUUCUUCUUCUUGAUGGUUGUUUUACUGGGACUGGACAGCCAGGUAAAGUUUGUCUGUGUGGAGAGCCUCGUCACAGCUCUUGUGGACAUGUACCCUACCAUCUUCCGCAAGAAGAACCGCCGGGAGACCCUCAUCCUGCUGGUUUCCAUCCUCUCCUAUCUGGUGGGGCUGGUGAUGCUCACUGAGGGUGGGAUGUAUGUCUUCCAGCUCUUUGAUUACUAUGCUGCCAGUGGCAUGUGCCUGCUCUUUGUGGCCAUCUUCGAGACACUCUGCGUUGCCUGGGUCUAUGGUGCUGAGCGUUUCUAUGACAACAUUGAAGAUAUGAUCGGCUACCGGCCAUGGUCCAUCAUCAAAUACUGCUGGCUUUUCAUCACUCCAGCAGUUUGCUUGGCAACCUUCUUGUUUUCUCUGAUCAAAUACACCCCACUGACCUACAACAAGAAAUAUGUGUAUCCGUGGUGGGGGGAUACGCUGGGCUGGCUACUGGCUCUCUCCUCCAUGGUGUGCAUCCCUCUCUGGAUCGUCUACAAGCUCUCCACCAUCAAAGGUUCCCUCAGAGAGAGGUUCCGCCAACUCACCUGUCCACUAGAGGACUUGCCUUCCAGGCCAGGCACAGGACAGCCUCUUCCUUCCACCAGAUCUAGCCUCCUGAUGCUGACAGAGCUGGAAUCUCACUGCUAGGACCAGUGUGGCUCUCCCUCCCUCCCCCAGGAUGGUUUCUAUGCAGCUUUUACCACCUGUUGGACAACACAAGGAUUCACUCACCUAGGAGAGAGGGAUUUCUGGGUUGAGAUCCCUUCCCUGGAAGAUCUGAAGGGCUGAGGGAGAAGCUGCUGUGGAGAUGGUCUGCGUGGAGUUAGCAAUGCACCUUAAUCCUCUCCCUCAGAGGGCUCUGAAGGGGCAGAUCAAACACCGGUGUUUCAGAGCACCCCCAGCCUUCUGGUGGGCAGAGAAGAAGGACUGAUUAUGGAGUGGAGAGUGCCAGAGUCUCAAAGUUGUGGCUCUGGUGUGGACUUCGGGAGCUCUCCAUUCAUUCUAUUAAAUUCUUGUCUUUCUCCUCUAGUUACAAACUCUCAUUUUUUUGUAACCAGCAUCCUUUGCUUACAUUGUGUUUGAUGGGGUCUGUAUCAGUGGAGCUGUGCUGGUAUCUGGGUCUGCAUCUUUGUUGCACUGGAACAUUUGUACAGGAUGGUAGCAAGAAAAAAAGCUUGGUUUAAGUGGGAGGGAAAGUGGGGAAUACUGACUGGGAGACCUCUGUGUGCAGUAGGCUUGGGGUUCUUGGUGCAAUGCCACCUUCUGCUAGAAGCCAUCACCUGCUCCCAGCCAAAAGAGUCAU